Messenger RNA from Myotis lucifugus (little brown bat), 3015 nucleotides. RefSeq names its product solute carrier family 35 member F5 (gene SLC35F5). NCBI's taxonomy places the organism in Eukaryota, Metazoa, Chordata, Mammalia, Chiroptera, Vespertilionidae. Gene Ontology annotation, biological process: regulation of peptide transport. The record is from RefSeq and is a predicted model, not a curated record. The transcript has 14 exons. Gene Ontology annotation, cellular component: membrane. Bases 733 to 2226 code for a protein of 497 amino acids.
GCUGCCCGAGCGCCGCCGCCGAGGGACGUGGACGCUCCCCGGGAGGCGUCACUGCCCCACACUUGUUCCUCCGAAAAAGGAGGCGGGUUCCCCGCAACAGCUGUUUGCUCUCUGCUCCUGUGCGUUGCCAUUUCGGUUUAAAUGUCUAGAUAGAGUGACGGGGUGGCGCAGGAGCCUUUGCCUUUACCACGUGAGCGCCUGGAAACGCGCCCCGGACUCACCACAAACGACUCCCUUUCGCCCGAACCCCGCUCGAGGUCGGGGGGCAGCGAAGCCGCGCAGAAGCCGCGCGUGCGGAGCCCUGUCCCGGGGUGGAUCCCCGCAGAGGGGACGGGCUCCCCGCAGAGGGGACGGACGGGGUCGGUCGGUGCGGUUCACCGACGCCGUUUCCCGGGAGCUCGCUGCUGUGGUCUGUGCGCUGUGCGGAAGGUCGCUUUUUCAUUUUUUUUCUGUGCUCUGUGCCGUGUAAUUCCCUGAUUACAGUUUGAAGUCUGGAGAGGAGUGUCAGUUAGGUUGGCCACACUUGGGCAUUUUCUUUCGUUUGCGCUCAUUUUAAGGACGGGCACAAAAGGUGCGAUGACUCUGACUCUGAGCGCUUCGCCUCCCGUCAGGUGCGUUGAGUUCCUCGCCGCCGUUUAGACUCAGAUCUGCCAGGUUUGCAGGCGCCGCUCUGGAGGACCUCGGGAAGGCCUGGAAGAGAAGAAUCCUCUCUGUUUGCUAAACAGACUGCAAAUGGUGUGUGUGUUUAUCAUGAACCGAAUGAGCGCCCAGAGCAGUGGCUUCACGCAGCGCCGGCGAAUGGCCCUGGGCAUCGUCAUUCUCCUCCUCGUGGAUGUGAUCUGGGUCGCAUCCUCAGAACUCACCUCGUAUGUUUUUACUCAGUACAAUAAACCAUUCUUCAGCACCUUUGCAAAAACAUCGAUGUUUGUUCUGUACCUUUUGGGCUUUAUUAUUUGGAGGCCAUGGAGACAACAGUGUACAAGAGGAUUUCGAGGAAAGCAUGCUGCUUUUUUUGCAGAUGCUGAAGGUUAUUUUGCUGCUUGCACAACAGAUACAACUAUGAGUAGCUCUUUGAGUGAACCUCUGUAUGUUCCUGUGAAAUUUCAUGAUCUUCCCAGUGAAAAACCUGAGAACACAAAUACUGAUACUGAAAAAACUCCCAAAAAGUCUCGUGUAAGGUUCAGUAAUAUCAUGGAGAUUCGACAGCUUCCAUCAAGCCAUGCAUUGGAAGCUAAGUUGUCUCGCAUGUCAUAUCCUACUGUGAAAGAACAAGAAUCCUUACUCAAAACUGUGGGGAAACUUACUGCAACUCAAGUAGCAAAAAUUAGCUUUUUUUUUUGCUUUGUGUGGUUUUUGGCAAAUUUGUCAUAUCAAGAAGCACUUUCAGACACACAAGUUGCCAUUGUUAACAUUUUGUCCUCAACUUCUGGACUUUUUACCUUAAUCCUUGCUGCAGUAUUUCCAAGUAACAGUGGAGAUAGAUUUACUCUUUCUAAAUUAUUAGCUGUAAUUUUAAGUAACAACUGUUAUUCUCAUAGCAUUGGAGGUGUUGUGCUGGUAAACCUGUCGGGGUCUGAAAAAUCUGCUGGAAGAAAUACGAUAGGUUCCAUUUGGUCUCUUGCUGGAGCCAUGCUCUAUGCUGUCUAUAUUGUUAUGAUUAAGAGAAAAGUAGACAGAGAAGAUAAGUUGGAUAUUCCGAUGUUCUUUGGUUUUGUAGGACUGUUUAAUCUGCUGCUCUUAUGGCCAGGUUUCUUUUUACUUCAUUAUACUGGAUUUGAGGACUUUGAAUUUCCCAAUAAAGUAGUAUUAAUGUGCAUUAUCAUUAAUGGCCUUAUUGGAACAGUUCUCUCAGAGUUCCUGUGGUUGUGGGGCUGCUUUCUUACCUCAUCAUUGAUAGGCACACUUGCACUAAGCCUUACAAUACCUCUGUCAAUAAUAGCUGACAUGUGUAUGCAAAAGGUGCAGUUUUCUUGGUUAUUUUUUGCAGGCGCUAUUCCUGUAUUUUUUUCAUUUUUUAUUGUAACUCUCCUAUGCCAUUAUAAUAAUUGGGAUCCUGUGAUGGUGGGAAUCAGAAGAAUUUUUGCCUUUAUAUGCAGAAAACAUCGAAUUCAGAGCUUGACAAAUGGAACAUUAUAUAGCGAAGAGACAAUCUCUGGCAAGGUUUUGGAGAAAAAUGUUUCAGUGCCUAGUCUGAAAAAUAACAUUUUCAGUUCUUUGGAACUCUAAAAUAUAUUUUCCUCAUAUUGGUGUUCUUCAUUUUCAUAAUGAAGUUCUUUGCUAUAUAGCUGUGUACACAUCACUACAGUUAUAGGAAGUUUCAGUCCACAGUCUGUCUAAAGGACCACCUGCCUUAUACAUCUCAAGGAAUUCAGCUGAUGAAAUAAUCUGAACUAAUCAAGGGAUAAAAUCCUAAUGUUUGGAGAUUUUAUCUUCACCUAUUAUUUGUUAAAUGCUGGACUGUAUUAUGAAAAUGUUUUCAAGAAAUUGUUUAGUAUGUAGAUCAGUGUUUGUAUAGGUAAAAUGCUAAAUUAAGCUGCCUAUAAUAGGUACAGAUUAUAUUUCUGAGUUUUGUAGAAUAUUGCAAAUUAACACAAAAAUGUUUAAUUUAUGUGACAAGUAUAUUUACACAAAUUUGGUUAGACUUCAGAAAGAAUAUUUGAGAAAAGAUCUGGUUCACUUACACUACAUAUACUGUGUUAUCCUUUCAUAGCAUUAGGUGCCUUGUAUUUUAAAUCUGUGACAAACCAUGACAAAUUUUUAAAGGGGAAAUAUUGUAAAAUGAAGAAUCAUGUAUUUCUAAAGCCUGUAUUGCUGUAAAUUUAAUUGAUAAAGCUCUGCUUAAUUUAGAGUUUUGAAGAAAUAUUCUCUCUUCAAUUAAGACAUUUUCAUAAUGGAAUGACUUAAAUUGAAGUGAUAAAAGAGUAUUAUGAAAAUAAAGUGUUUAUAUAUAUGUGUGUAUUAUAGAUCUAUCAGUUGGUUUCUGAUUUUUUUUUCACAUAAAAAUGUGCCACAUUA